CAGAGGGGAGAGUACCAACACGUCCUGAGUCAACAUCGCUUUGGCCGGCAGUCCCUGUCCAUCUUCAGCUACCAUGGGGCUAUACUCGAGUGUGUGCUGGUGCUGUACUACAUGGUGACGGGGGUGGUGGGCUUCUAUUCGCUGGAUGUGAUAAAGCCAUACACACCCCUGCCGCACUCAGUCAACAAAUAUGCGAUGAUGGGCCACGUGCUGGUGCUGCUGUUCUUCAGCUCAGCGCUCAAUGUGAUGACUCACAGCAUUGGCGUGACGGAGCUAGAUCCCAUUGGCCGGUCUAACGGGUUCAUCUGGCUCAACACACCCAUUGUGGUGGUGUACAAUGUUAGCUUCGUCUUCUACUUCGUUCGGUCGCUCAAGGCCUCUCCGAUAGUCAAUAAGAUAUGGCGAUGGAUAGAGACUCUGGCGGUGUCUGAUGCGAAGGAGAAACGCGUACAAGCCAAACGGCAACGCAAACUGUCCAUGCACGACCGAGCGUCCAGCAACACACCCAAUACCACACUGGAGAGACAGGCCUCGCUCAGAGACGGAAAAGCGUUGUCACACGCACAGGCACACGCACAGGCACACGCCCAGGCAAAUGCCCAGGGGCGUGCACAAGCACAGCAUGUGGGUGGUGCGAAGAGUACUGUGCAGCGACGACUAGACUUUAAGGGGGCGGAUGAGGCGGAUGGGUAUGGAGAUGGGGAGGGCGAGGAUACCGAACUGUCGGGGUUGGAUGGCACAGACGAUGACAUAUGAGGGUGUAGGUAGGGGUGGUUGGGUUGCAGGUGACGUAUUGGAGGUAAGGAGCUGUGUUCUGCAGUGUCUGCCUCGGCUCAUCUCAUGUGAGACUGUGAGCUGUACUGCAGGCUGACCAGGCGACUUCAACA
Messenger RNA from Sphaeroforma arctica JP610, 887 nucleotides. RefSeq lists its product as hypothetical. Bases 112 to 756 code for a protein of 214 amino acids. NCBI's taxonomy places the organism in Eukaryota, Ichthyosporea, Ichthyophonida. The transcript is spliced from 3 exons. Gene Ontology annotation, molecular function: transmembrane signaling receptor activity. Gene Ontology annotation, biological process: signal transduction. The record is from RefSeq and is a predicted model, not a curated record.